CUGAAGAGAUACCCAUCUGAUUUUUUCUCUUCCUAGGUUUUUUUUCUUUUUCAUUUUUUAUUUUUUAACCAUUUUUUUUGCCUGUAGUACAAUUUACAGACCCAUACUAAAAGAAAAAUUAAAUUUUGUCAAAGUACAAAACAAAAGAGAGAGGUGAAGCCACACAAUCUCUUUUCCUCUCUCUCUCUCUCUCUGUUAUAUCUCUUCUGUUUAAUUCUUUUAUUCUUCUUCGUCUAUCUUCUUCUCCUAUAAUCUCUUUUCUCUCUCCCUCUUCACCUAAAGAAUAAGAAGAAAAAUAAUUCACACAUCUUUAUGCAAACUACUUUCUUGUAGGGUUUUAGGAGCUAUCUCUAUUGACUUGGUUCUGAUACAAAGUUUUGUAGUGUUCUUUGGCUCUCUUUUCUCAUGAUUUGGCGACUCAGGGUAUGAAAAAGAUUUGCCUUUCUAUUUUGUUUAUUGAUUCUUUUUAACUUUAUCUUGGAGAUGGGUUCUUGUAGAUCUUAAUGAAACUCCUGUUUUUGUCCCAAAAAGAGUUUUCUUUUUUCUUCUCUUCUUUUUGGGUUUUCAAUUCUUGAGAGACAUGGCAAGAGAUCAGUUCUAUGGUCACAAUAACCAUCAUCAUCAAGAGCAACAACAUCAGAUGAUUAAUCAGAUCCAAGGGUUUGAUGAGACAAACCAAAACCCAACCGAUCAUCAUCAUCAUUAUAAUCAUCAGAUCUUUGGCUCAAACUCCAACAUGGGUAUGAUGAUAGACUUCUCCAAGCAACAACAGAUUAGGAUGACAAGUGGUCCGGAUCAUCAUCAUCAUCAUCAUCAGACAAGUGGUGGUACUAAUCAGAAUCAGCUUCUGGAAGAUUCUUCAUCUACCAUGAGACUAUGCAAUGUUAAUAAUGAUUUCCCAAGUGAAGUAAAUGAUGAGAGACCACCACAAAGACCAAGCCAAGGUCUUUCCCUUUCUCUCUCCUCUUCAAAUCCUACAAGCAUCAGUCUCCAAUCUUUCGAACUCAGACCCCAACAACAACAACAAGGGUAUUCCGGUAAAUCAACACAUCAUCAGAAUCUCCAACACACCCAGAUGAUGAUGAUGAUGAUGAAUAGUCACCACCAAAACAACAACAACAACAAUCAUCAUCAUCAGUUUCAGAUUGGGAGUUCCAAGUAUUUGAGUCCAGCUCAAGAGCUACUAAGUGAGUUUUGCAGUCUUGGAGUAAAGGAAAGUGAUGAAGAAGUGAUGAUGAUGAAGCAUAAGAAGAAGCAAAAGGGUAAACAACAAGAAGAGUGGGACACAAGUCAUCACAACAACAAUGAUCAACAUGACCAAUCUGCAACUACUUCUUCAAAGAAACAUGUUCCUCCACUACACUCUCUUGAGUUUAUGGAACUUCAGAAAAGAAAAGCCAAGUUGCUCUCCAUGCUCGAAGAGCUUAAAAGAAGAUAUGGACAUUACCGAGAGCAAAUGAGAGUUGCGGCGGCAGCGUUUGAAGCCGCGGUUGGAGUAGGAGCGGCAGAGAUAUACACUGCGUUAGCGUCAAGGGCAAUGUCAAGACAUUUUCGGUGUUUAAAAGACGGACUUGUGGGACAGAUUCAAGCAACAAGUCAAGCUUUGGGAGAGAGAGAAGAGGAUAAUCGUGCGGUUUCGAUUGCUGCACGUGGAGAAACUCCACGGUUGAGAUUGCUCGAUCAAGCUUUGCGGCAACAGAAAUCGUAUCGUCAAAUGACUCUCGUCGACGCUCAUCCUUGGCGUCCACAACGCGGUUUGCCUGAACGCGCAGUCACAACGUUGAGAGCUUGGCUCUUUGAACAUUUUCUUCACCCAUAUCCAAGCGAUGUUGAUAAGCAUAUAUUGGCCCGACAAACUGGUUUAUCAAGAAGUCAGGUGUCAAAUUGGUUCAUUAAUGCAAGAGUUAGGCUAUGGAAACCAAUGAUUGAAGAAAUGUACUGUGAAGAAACAAGAGGUGAACAAAUGGAGAUUACAAACCCGAUGAUGAUCGAUACUAAACCGGACCCGAACCAGUUGAUCCGCGUCGAACCGGAAUCUUUAUCUUCAAUAGUGACAAACCCUACAUCCAAAACCGGUCACAACUCAAACCAUGGGACGACGUCGUUGGGGUCAACGUUUGACUUCUCCUUGUACGGUAACCAAGCUGUGACAUAUGCUGGUGAAGGAGGGCCACGUGGUGACGUGUCGUUGACGCUUGGGCUACAACGUAACGAUGGUAACGGUGGUGUGAGUUUAGCGUUGUCUCCGGUGACGGCUCAAGGUGGCCAACUUUUCUACGGUAGAGAUCACAUUGAAGAAGGACCGGUUCAAUAUUCAGCGUCGAUGUUAGAUGAUGAUCAAGUUCAGAAUUUGCCUUAUAGGAAUUUGAUGGGAGCUCAAUUACUUCAUGAUAUUGUUUGAAAUUAAAAGAUUAGGACCAAAUUAUCGAAACAUAUUUUUCAAAACCGAUUCCGUUAUGUAACGAUUUAGUUAGAUAAAAACCAAAUUAGAUAUUUUAUAUAAACCGCUGUCUGAUUGGAUUGGGGGAUUGGUGGACACAGAUAUAUAUUAAUGUAUGAGUUAGUUGGUUCGUCAAUAUCACAUGUAGGAUACUUUCAUUUUCUUUUUAAAAAUAUAUUUUUGAGA
Molecule: messenger RNA, 2626 nt
Organism: Arabidopsis lyrata subsp. lyrata
Lineage: Eukaryota; Viridiplantae; Streptophyta; Magnoliopsida; Brassicales; Brassicaceae
Product: homeobox protein BEL1 homolog
Exons: 4
Coding region: 581-2401 (606 amino acids)
Biological process (GO): regulation of transcription by RNA polymerase II
Molecular function (GO): DNA-binding transcription factor activity, RNA polymerase II-specific; RNA polymerase II cis-regulatory region sequence-specific DNA binding
Source: RefSeq, a predicted model, not a curated record